AUGCUCUCGACUUGGUUUGACGCUCCAGGAUCACGGUCAUCUCCCCUUGCCAUUGCUGCUUCUACUCAUCCCCUUACGACUUGUAUAGCAUGCUUCGAUGAGCGUUCACUCGCAUUUCAUGCUGUUGGUUAUGGCAGAGGUUCUCGUAAACCUGCAGUAGUCAUAACAUCAUCAGGCACCGCAGUUUCAAAUCUUCUACCUGCGGUUGUGGAGGCUAGUCAAGAUUUUGUACCUCUUCUAUUACUCACUGCAGAUCGUCCUCCAGAGCUGCAAGAUUCUGGAGCAAACCAAGCCAUUAAUCAGGACUUUUUCCCUUCACAAAGUGCUAGCCAUUCCCCAUCAAAAGCUCUAAAUGAGAAGGCAUACACUUUUGACAAGUAA
Ilex paraguariensis (yerba mate) is the source of this 381-nucleotide messenger RNA. The record is from the annotation of a GenBank genome assembly. NCBI's taxonomy places the organism in Eukaryota, Viridiplantae, Streptophyta, Magnoliopsida, Aquifoliales, Aquifoliaceae.